GCGGCGGCGGGGCAGAGCGGGGGGCGGCGGGGCAGAGGAGCUUAAGAGCUGCCGCUCUGCGUGCUGUGGGUUUUUUUUUUUUUUUCCCGGGCUUUUGCACACAGUCUUGCCCCUUGCCUCAGGUCUUCUGCAGAGAUUUACCUGUCGGGAACCACACACCCACACCGGGCUGCUCGGGCUCUUUUCCCGCAGAGGCCGAACGCUCGGUCCAGCGGAGCGGGGGCAGACUCCGGCGGCCAGGGGCUCCCUCAGCGACCGCGCUCCGCCUCGCCCGCCGGUGCCGCUCCCGCAGCGCCAUGGAUCACCAGCCCAAGUUCUUCGAGAACCUCUCGGGCGCCGGGAAGGCCAUCGCGGUGCUGACCAGCGGCGGCGAUGCCCAAGGUAUGAAUGCUGCUGUGCGCGCAGUAGUACGCAUGGGAAUCUAUGUAAAUGCCAAAGUCUAUUUUAUUUAUGAGGGUUACCAGGGAAUGGUUGAUGGAGGUGAUAAUAUUGUAGAAGUUUCAUGGGAAAGUGUUUCGAGUAUCCUGCAAGUGGGAGGCACCGUGAUCGGCAGCGCGCGCUGCAAAUCUUUCCGCACGCGCGAGGGCCGCCUGCAGGCUGCCUUCAACCUGGUGCAGAGAGGGAUCACCAACCUCUGCGUGAUCGGCGGCGACGGCAGCUUGACCGGCGCCAACCUCUUCCGGGAGGAGUGGAGCGGGCUGCUGGAAGAGCUGGCUCAGAAAGGAAAGAUUGAUGCAGAAGCUGUUAAGAAAUAUGCUUACCUUAACAUUGUGGGAAUGGUUGGAUCCAUAGACAAUGACUUCUGUGGCACUGAUAUGACCAUAGGUACUGACUCAGCUCUGCACAGAAUAAUUGAAGUUGUGGAUGCUAUCAUGACCACUGCUCAGAGCCAUCAGAGGACAUUUGUUCUGGAGGUUAUGGGGAGACACUGUGGCUAUCUAGCUCUGGUUAGUGCCUUAGCCUGUGGUGCAGAUUGGGUGUUUAUUCCUGAAUACCCACCAGAAGAAGGCUGGGAAGAUACAAUGUGUGUUAAGCUUUCAGAGAACCGUGCACGAAAGAAAAGGCUGAAUAUUAUUAUUGUAGCUGAAGGAGCUAUUGAUUGCCACAACAAACCUAUAACAUCAGAGAAGGUUAAGGACCUUGUGGUUCAGCGGCUUGGUUUUGACACCCGAGUAACCAUCCUGGGCCAUGUGCAAAGAGGUGGAACCCCUUCAGCUUUUGACAGAAUUCUUGCGAGUCGAAUGGGUGUGGAAGCCGUGCUUGCCCUUUUAGAAGCUACUCCAGAUACCCCUGCCUGUGUUGUGUCCCUGUCUGGAAACCAGGCUGUCCGUCUGCCUCUGAUGGAGUGUGUGCAGAUGACUCAAGAAGUCCAGAAAGCCAUGGAUGAGGGAAGAUUUCUUGAGGCUGUGAGGCUUCGUGGAAGGAGCUUUGAAAACAACCUUAACACGUACAAAUUACUGUCGCACAAAAGGCCAGAUGCUGAGCUUCCAAAGACUAAUUUUAAUGUGGCAGUUUUAAAUGUUGGUGCCCCUGCAGCUGGAAUGAAUGCCGCCGUGAGGGCUGCAGUGAGAGUUGGCAUGACUGAAGGUCACAAAAUAUUUGCUGUCAUUGAUGGUUUUGAAGGGUUCGCUAGAGGGAAGAUAAAGGAAAUUUCCUGGGGAGAUGUUGGAGGCUGGACUGGUCAAGGAGGAUCAAUUCUUGGUACAAAACGUACUCUUCCUGCAAAAUAUUUGGAGAAGAUUGCUGACCAGAUGCGCACUAACAACAUUAACGCCCUUAUGGUUAUUGGUGGAUUUGAGGCCUUUGAAAGUUGUCUGCAGCUCUACGAGGCGCGUGCCAGCUUUGAGGAGUUUAGCGUUCCUAUGUGUGUUGUGCCUGCUACUAUUAGCAACAAUGUGCCAGGCACAGACUAUUGCCUUGGUACUGACACUGCCUUGAAUGCUAUUGUGGAGACGUGUGACCGCAUCAAGCAGUCGGCCAGCGGCACCAAGCGCCGCGUGUUCAUCAUCGAGACCAUGGGCGGCUACUGCGGCUACCUGGCCAACAUGGGGGCCCUGGCAGCAGGAGCUGAUGCUGCCUACAUCUUCGAAGAGCAGUUUGAUAUCAGAGAGCUCCAGGCUAAUGUGGAACACUUGACUGAAAAAAUGAAAACCAGUAUCCAGCGUGGUCUAGUGCUGAGAAAUGAGAAUUGCAAUGAGAACUACACAACUGAUUUCAUUUAUCAGCUGUAUUCUGAAGAAGGAAAAGGAGUGUUUGACUGUCGAAAAAAUGUAUUGGGCCAUAUGCAGCAGGGUGGAGCACCUUCACCAUUUGAUAGAAAUUUUGGGACAAAAAUUUCAGCAAAAGCUAUGCAGUGGAUCUCCAAAAAACUGAAGGAAACCUACCGGAAAGAAGGAGGAAAAGUAUUUGCCAAUACCGACGACUCGGUUUGUUUGCUGGGAAUGCGGAGACGCAACCUUGUUUUCCAGCCCGUGGCUGAGCUGAAGAGUGAAACAGACUUUGUACACAGGAUUCCCAAGGAGCAGUGGUGGCUGAAGCUGCGACCGCUGAUGAAGAUCCUGGCCAAGUACAAGACCAGCUACGACGUGUCAGACUCAGGCCAGCUGGAACACGUGGCCAUGCUCCCAAAGGAAGCUGAGACCGGAGCCAUCUAAACACACCACAUUUAGAUUGUUGUCAUAGAUGCACAUUGUGAGUAACAAUGCUUUAGAAUCGUUAAAGCUUUGUUUUGUAACAUUUAAAUUAUUGUUCCAGCACUUUAUGUGAAACAAGACGUUCAGCUGUCACACAGAUUUUGUCCUGUUUGUGUGUUAUAUUUGAAACCAACCCUUGCAUCUAAUGGAGAACACCAGUACUGAUACUGCCCUUAAACAAGCAAGUGCAACACCGUUCUAUGCACUCCGUAAGUUACUCAUCUACUGCACUUUGUUUCAGAGUACUUACACCCAAAAAUAAGUGUAGAUGGCUAGUUCUUGUGUUGAGUUACAGGAUGUGCUUAAUGUUUCUGAAGUGAAAUAAAAUACUGUUGCAAACAUCA
Molecule: messenger RNA, 3037 nt
Organism: Motacilla alba alba
Lineage: Eukaryota; Metazoa; Chordata; Aves; Passeriformes; Motacillidae
Gene: PFKP
Product: phosphofructokinase, platelet
Exons: 23
Coding region: 297-2654 (785 amino acids)
Biological process (GO): fructose 1,6-bisphosphate metabolic process; fructose 6-phosphate metabolic process; canonical glycolysis
Cellular component (GO): membrane; 6-phosphofructokinase complex; cytoplasm
Molecular function (GO): ATP binding; identical protein binding; monosaccharide binding
Source: RefSeq, a predicted model, not a curated record